Molecule: messenger RNA, 648 nt
Organism: Pogoniulus pusillus (Red-fronted tinkerbird)
Lineage: Eukaryota; Metazoa; Chordata; Aves; Piciformes; Lybiidae
Product: cysteine and glycine-rich protein 1-like
Biological process (GO): sarcomere organization; muscle tissue development
Cellular component (GO): Z disc; nucleus; cytoplasm
Molecular function (GO): actinin binding; structural constituent of muscle
Source: RefSeq, a predicted model, not a curated record
CCGCACGGCCCAGCUCCAGCUGCAGGAUGCCAAACUGGGGAGGAGGGAAGAAGUGUGGGGUGUGCCAGAAGGCUGUGUGCUUCGCCGAGGAGGUGCAGUGUGAGGGCAGCAGCUUCCACAAGUCCUGCUUCCUGUGCAUGGUCUGCAAGAAGAACUUGGACAGCACCACGGUAGCUGUGCACGGGGAGGAGAUCUACUGCAAGUCCUGCCAUGGCAAGAAGUAUGGCCCCAAGGGCUGCGGCUACGGGAUGGGAGCAGGGACCCUGGGCACCGACAAGGGCGAGUCCCUGGGAAUCAAAUACGAGGAGGGCCAGCCCCACCGACCCACCAACCCCAACGCAUCCAAGAUGGCCCAGAAGGUGGGAGGUGCUGAUGGGUGCCCCCGCUGAGGCCAGGCAGUGUAUGCAGCUGAGAAGGUGAUUGGAGCUGGAAAGUCCUGGCACAAGUCCUGCUUCCGCUGCGCCAAGUGUGGCAAGAGCCUGGAGUCCACCACCCUGGCAGACAAAGAUGGGGAGAUCUACUGAAAGAACUUCGGUCCCAAGGGCUUUGGCUUUGGGCAGGGUGCUGAGGCAUUGGUCCACUCGCAGUGAGGCACCAGAGCCAGGCUCUCCUUUGCUCAGGGCUUGUCCGUGCCAGCCUGUGCUGCCU